AUGAGUUACGUUGAUUCUGGUGAUAACAAGAUCCACUUACAUGAGGGACAGCAGGAGUCCACGCAGAAGCGCAUGCCGGGAGGAAAUUACAAGGCGACGGCAAUCCAAGCAGUGGUGAAGGAAGUAUUAAGUGACGGAGAAGAGACGCAGGUAAACUUUGCAGCUGUGCAUCGUGAAGUGAUUGUUGUGGCAUCGACUAUUGAUAACACCUCUGAUGAUGAACCACAAGAUAAUAAUGAUAAUAGAAAUAAAAAGAAUAUUAAAAAUGUUCAUGAGCAACAAGAAGAUAAUAAUAAUAAUAAUAAUAAUAAUAAUAAUAAUAAUGAUAAUGGUGAUGAAUCUAAAUUGCCUGUCUUUAGACGGAAGAGUCGCACGGAGGAGGGCAACUCCUCUCCGGUAGUGAUGCCCGCCGCUGGUGUCUCCUCCUCAUUAGAGAGUGAGCCAGCUCCCACCCGACAGGAACCAACAAUCGUUCACGUUCAUAAUGGCUCUGAAGGGCGUUGUAAGUCUGUGCAGGUAACCGACAUGGAUCCCGAUAUGUUUAAAGGCCCCGGCCCAGCAAAGGAAUUCCACUAUGAUCGCAUCUUCCGUUGUUUUGAUGUUGAGGGUGGCAUUCUAUUUCGACUCGUGGAUGAUCGACACCACACGUGGGCCUAUUACAACGACACCUACACAUAUGCAGUCCGUGUGCGGGUGGUCUUUGGGCCGGAGAGUGCCGUGGAGGCCCUCGGCGCGGCGCAGCGCACCCCGUUGGGGGACGUGGACUCCGGCCGCUGCGCCGUGGAGGCCAUCGUGGCCCCCGGGCAGACAAUGUGGUUCAUGCACGGGGAAUAUAAUGGAUUCAGCAGCAACUACACCGCCGUGUUGGCGACCUCUGCAACCACCACACCCGCAACGGAGGAGGUGGAGGGUCUACAGCAGUCCAGCACGAGAGGAGGGAGAACAACGGGAACCGUCAGUGUGAAGACAGUGUCCUUGUCGAAUGGAAGGGAGUAA
Messenger RNA from Trypanosoma theileri, 996 nucleotides. RefSeq lists its product as uncharacterized. NCBI's taxonomy places the organism in Eukaryota, Euglenozoa, Kinetoplastea, Trypanosomatida, Trypanosomatidae. Bases 1 to 996 code for a protein of 331 amino acids. The transcript has a single exon. The record is from RefSeq and is a predicted model, not a curated record.